AUGGAUUGGUGUGUUUGUGCCUUGACUCAGCCUCUAGGCCGCCGGAGCGCGAGGAAUGGGACGGUGGAAGACAGUGAGCAGUGUUCCUGUGAAGCCCUCUUGCCUGGCACUACGUUUCCAAUGGAACAACUGGUUAUGGUAGAGUCAUCGACCAUGGAGAUGAAGCACAAGCUUGAGCUGGAGAUAAACAAGAUUAUCACAUAUGAAAGCAAGAUGGCAAUCUAUUUGGAGAAGAUUGUCAAUCUGACAUUGCAAGUUGAGCUGAUGGAGAAAGAUCCAGACUCCUACAAUGAGCUUCACAUGCAGGAGGUGAAGACUAAGAUAAAACAGGUGGAGGUUCUUAUCACAGAGCUGCAAGGAUCUAUCCAAGUCUCAGCCUCAUCAUUAAAGAUCAUUAGCCAAGAGAUUUCCUCCAUGAUUACUGUGUUGAGUCACCUGGAGAGCUUUGACACAAACCGUGUGCUGGUGACCCGGCGUGAGUACAUCGAGCUCCAGCUAAACCUGGAAGCAUGCGAGAGGAGAUACAAUGAAAUCUUCAAUCCCAACAUUGGAUCCUGCAAACAUGGAGGCAUCUCCAGAAUCAGCAAGCCCAUCAUCAGCCAGCUGAAUGCUUAUUUGAGCACCGCUUACAUUUAUGGGGGUUGGGGAAAGGAUUCUAACCCCCUGCCAGGAUUUCAAUCAAUGUAUUGGCUUUCAGCGAAUACAGACACCACAGUGAGAUACAUUGAACUGUAUACUGACUACCACAGACUAAUAUUAAGAAGUGCAUUUAAAUCGUACAGUAGUUUUUAUGGGACUGGCAAUAAUGACAUUGUGCAUGGAAACUACUUUUAUUACCAGUGCCAUAACACAGCCAGCAUGUGCAGAAUGAAUUUAACCACUAUGACCUAUGAGUCCAAAGUGCUUCCUCAGGCCAGCCUCCGAUUCUCAUACAGCUACUCUCCAAACCAGAACUUUGACUUUGCAGCUGAUGAGAAUGGACUGUGGGUGAUAUACAGCACAGAGAACUCCGAAGGCAUGAUGCUCAUUGCCAAAAUAGAUGUAGCCACCUUUGGGGUGGAACAGGUGUGGGAGACCAGUUUGUUCAGACCCUCUGUGGGCAAUGCCUUCAUGGUGUGUGGGGUUCUGUAUGCUACUCGUCCAAUGAACAUUCGCACAGAGGAGAUCUUCUACUCCUUUGACACCAACACAGGCAAGGAGAGCUACAUCAGCAUUCCCUUUGAGAAGUUCCAAGAGAAUUACAUGUACCUGGACUAUAACCCUGCUGAUCAGAAGCUAUAUAUGUACAACAAUGGUUAUUAUGUGUCCUAUCAUGUGUGGUUUAAUCAUACAACUGUUAAUACACCACAACUCCUGAUCUGA
Conger conger (European conger) is the source of this 1362-nucleotide messenger RNA. RefSeq names its product olfactomedin 4, tandem duplicate 1 (gene olfm4.1). The transcript has 4 exons. The coding region runs from base 1 to 1362 and encodes 453 amino acids. Lineage: Eukaryota; Metazoa; Chordata; Actinopteri; Anguilliformes; Congridae. Gene Ontology annotation, biological process: signal transduction. The record is from RefSeq and is a predicted model, not a curated record.